Messenger RNA from Lactuca sativa (garden lettuce), 2140 nucleotides. RefSeq names its product FRIGIDA-like protein 3. The record is from RefSeq and is a predicted model, not a curated record. NCBI's taxonomy places the organism in Eukaryota, Viridiplantae, Streptophyta, Magnoliopsida, Asterales, Asteraceae.
CAAAAGCAAAUUUUGUGUCAGAACUCAGAACCCUCCUACUUUCCUCUUCUAUCUCUCUACGGAUUGGGUGCUUCCCCGCGAAACCCUCUUUAUCUUCCACAUACCCAAAAUGGCUUGAUCGGACUCCACAAUUCGCCGCCCUCGAUCGCCGACUCCACCCUCCAAUUCCAUCGCCACCUACUGCUGAUUAUACUGCUAACCUGCCAUGGAAGAUACCGAUUCAGUUGCUACACUCUUGGAGUCUACAAACUCCAAAAUACAACAACUUCAGAAAGCAUUUGCAGAGCUAGAAAGCCACCGAGCUGUAACCCUAAACCUGAAAUGGAAACAAAUUGAAGAACAUUUCCAUGGGCUUGAGAAGUCCUUGAAGAGGCGCUUCACUGAGCUUGAAGACCAAGAAAAGGAAUUCGAAAUGAAAACAGUUAAAGCCCAACAAGUUCUGGAAAAGCGUCGUGCUGCUGUUAUGGCUAAAGAAGAAGCUUCAUUGGGGAGGCUUCAAGAGAAGAGAGAUGUUGCAGUCAAUGCCAUUGCUAAUGUCUUAGGGAAACACAAAAAUGGACACGUGGAAUCUUCAACUGUUAACAACGAAGACCAAGGUGGUGCUGAUCAGAAUCCACCUGAAAGUGAAGAAGAUGAUAUGAAAAGGUUAUUUGAAAAUGGUGAUGUGAAGCUGCUAUCGAAUCCCCAACUUGCUAAGUUAUGCGAAGAGAUGGAUGCAGGAGGCCUCCACAAAUUCAUAUCCGAUAAUCGCAAGAAUCUUGCUUCCAUAAAGGAGGAGAUUCCAAUUGCAUUGAAGGCUGCAGGUGACCCUGGUGGUUUGGUUUUGGAUUCACUUUAUGGGUUCUACAUUUCAGAGGGGUCAAACUCAAACCUAGAUGGGAAAAAAGAUGCAAAUCUUUUAGGUUUGAGGCGAACAUGCAUCAUGUUGAUGGAAUGUCUUAGCAUUCUGCUUGUGAAUCUCGAUGCUAACACUGUUUCUAAGGUGAUCUCUGAAGAUGUGAAGAACAGAGCAAAGAUUAUCGCACAAGAAUGGAAACCCAAAUUAGAUGAUCUUGAUCUGGAUGCAAGUAAUGGGAAUUCAUUGGAGGCUCAUGCUUUCUUGCAACUUGUUGCUACUUUCGGUAUUGAUUCUGAUUUUGUUAAUGAAGAUUUAUCCAAGUUAAUACCAAUGGUCUCUCGCCGCCACCAGACUGCUGAUCUUUGUCGCUUCCUUGGGUUGUCUGACAAGAUGCCAGGUGUAAUUGAUGUGUUAGUGAAUAGCGGAAGGCAUAUCGAUGCUGUUAACCUAUCAUUUGCAUUUGAACUCACCCACCAGUUUUCUCCUGUUUCUUUACUGAAAUCCUACUUGGCAGAGGCAAUCAAAACUCCUUCCACUGUCAAAUCAGGAAAUUCUUCUCCCACCCCUCAGAAUGAUGUGAGUGAAAGAGAACUAUCUGCUCUAAAGGCAGUUACCAAAUGCAUUGAAGAACACAAGCUUGAAGAGGAGUACCCUCUGGACCCACUUCAAAAACGGAUUGCUGAGCUGGAAAAAGCCAAGGCAGACAAGAAACGUGCAACAGAAGUAGUGAAACCUCAAUCCAAGAGACCCCGUGCCAAUGGUGUAGCAGCAGCAGCAGUAGCGGGAUACGGGCCACGUAACACCGCCGACAAAAACUUCUAUGCCGCCAGGUAUGCACCGCCAACACAGUACAUGUAUGACAGCAGACCACAGUAUGCUUAUGCUGGACCACCACCACCGGAAAACCAUGUUCACUCUUUUAUGGGUACACCUGCUUACAAUUUGGCUCCUAACCAUGGGACCUACUUUGGGAAUGCUUACCAGUAUCAAGCUCCUUAUCUUCACUAAAGCUUGUAAGAAGAAACUUUACUUAUCAUCGUCUUUUAACUUCUAGGUCUUAUUAACCCUUUUGAGUUUUUCGUAUGAAGAACUCAAUUUGGAAAAAAAAAAACAUGAAAAGCCCGAAGAAAAAAGAAUAUAUAUAAUAUAAUAUAUAUAUAUUAGCCCACCUGUUGAUUUCUGAAUUUGUUUGUAUAAGUUGACACUGUAAUCGUUUAAUACAUGUAUUAUCGAUGUUGUUAACUUAGUAUGUCUUUGGAUGAUUAUUGUGUCUCAAAUUUAUAACUUUGUUUAAUUGUUUUA